Molecule: messenger RNA, 1607 nt
Organism: Paramecium primaurelia
Lineage: Eukaryota; Ciliophora; Oligohymenophorea; Peniculida; Parameciidae
Source: the annotation of a GenBank genome assembly
AUGUUCAAAUCAAUCUAAAAAUGGAGAAUGAGAAAUUAGCUAAAGCUCUACUUUUUGCUUUUAUCUAUAUUCUCUACAUUAUUGAUUGGAAUUAUAUUAGUCAUAACUUAGAAUCUUGUAUACAAAGAAGUAGUUCUGACUACAUAGUAGAUAUCAACUAAAUUAACAGAUAAUGAAAUAUCAAACUAGUUUGAAACUCAAAUGCAUUUGUUUUUUGAAGUAAUUAAUAAAAGUACAAAAUCAUUAUAUUUAAGAUUACCGAGCUCUUGAUAAAAUUGCAUAAUUAUUUACAUUUGUAUAAUUAGAAUUGAGUUUAAUAACAUCAAAAAGUGAUUAAUGUCCAGUAAACUAAACCCAAAAUUAUAGAAAAUCAAAUAUUUGCUAUAACAUUUACAAUUUAAAGAGUGGAUAGGAAUUAAAUUAAAUACAAUAAAAAGACUUAUACUACCAUUUGAAACAUUAAAGUUUAUUACAAGAAUUACUAUUUCUUUUUGAUCCUGAACAAUUUAUUAUAGGUAAUUGGUCAAUUGGAUAUAGUAAACAAUCCUAUUUUUCAGCCUAUUAAGCUAUAGGUUAUUAUUCAAACUUUAAUAUUGCUACUAGACCAUUCUACACAAAUCAUAUAAAAAAAGCAAAUUCAUCUGAAUAUAUUUUUAGUGACGUCUUCUUUAAUUUUGAAAAUGAAUACAAAGUCACAAUCUCAAAAAACCUUACAAAUGAUAUAAUUGAUGGUAUUGUGGCUACAUAAUUUGAAUUUAAAAUAAUUAAAAAGUUUUUUUAAGAAAACUUUCUGAUUCUAAAUAAAGAUGGAUUAAUAUUGAUUGGCAAUGUUUAAAUGUAUUUUUAACCAAAUAGAACUAAUGUUUUUUUUUUUAAUGAAAGUCUUACUGGUUUUAAUGAAAAUGAUUGGAAUUCUGUAAAGAAUUAUAUGGAUUACAAUAUUUCAGAACCAAAUUGUACAACUUCAAAUUCUUUAUAUUUAUGUAGAUAUAAUAAAAUAUUAUUGAUGGAUGUAAUGAUAUUUGCCAAAUUUUUAAGGUUUUCUAAUCUAAUAUUGAUUAUGUAAAAUAUGUUUGUUAUUAAGAUUAAAGAAUAUAGAGAAAGAUAAAGAUCUAGAAUAAUAAUUGAUUUGGAUAGAAGAUUAAAAGAAUCUUUAAAUUACUCAAUUAUUAACAUAUUAAUUAAUUGCUGCUUUGGGUACAAGUCUAAUUGCCAUCUUAAUUGUUAGAUAUAUUUGUAGAUACAUGACAUAUCUAGAAAGAUUAGCACAUUCACAUUUUUAAAAUAAACCUGUUGAUUUUUAAGUGUAUUCUUUCCUAAGAGAAAUAAAAAAACAUUCAUAAUCACAAUCCACUAAUAUCACUCUAAAUCUAUCUGAUUCCUACUAUAAAUUAAUUUCAUAGUUAACAGCAAGACCUUUUAUAAAGAAUGAUGAAUGUAAGAAUUUUGAAUCUUUUUAAUUUCCAUGCUCUAAAAAAUAACGUAAUCUACUAAAAUGGAAAUCUUCUAUUUUGGAAUUAUAUGAUAAUUAAGGGAUAUCUUAAUAAAAAUGUAAGGCUCUAAUAUUGAAUCUGUUAAGAUUAUCAUAUAAAAGACACAAAUAUUGA